Spirometra erinaceieuropaei is the source of this 3748-nucleotide messenger RNA. Lineage: Eukaryota; Metazoa; Platyhelminthes; Cestoda; Diphyllobothriidea; Diphyllobothriidae. The record is from the annotation of a GenBank genome assembly.
AUGUGGAAGAUGGCGACCUGGAUGCGUUGCCGAUCGCGGUGCUGGCAGCUGCUGGACUAUGAUCUCUUUCGGAUGCGCGGUCGACAAAGUGUGCUGGUGAACAAGACGAUCUGCGACUUUGAUGGCUGGACGAGUCACCGCCUUGUCAUCUCCAAAAUGGGGCUUCGUCUGCAAGUACGCAGGGGACCGCAAGGUAAGCGACGCCGUUUACAUUUCAGCAAUCAACUGGCCCAACGCCUGUAAGACCUGCAAGCUGCAGUUGAAAAAGUCUUUGUGGAGGCUCAAUGGUGCCAUCUGUGCGACACCGUCCAUUCGAUCGCCCUGAGUGUUCUCGGCCGCGCAUGCCGCCAACACUAGGACUGGUUCAACGGAAACCACACAGCCAUCAGUAACCUGCUCGCCGAAGAGAGCAGGCUGCAUAGAGACGAGCUCGAGGGACCGAACGAUUAAAAUAAAGAAAACUUCUAUCACCGUCGUCGCCCUGUGCAGCAAUGUCUGCGAAAAAUGCAGGACAACUGGAUGGCUCGCAAGACUGAGGAGAUCCGGGGGUGUGCCGAUCGCAAUGAAACGAAGAAAUUCUUCGCUUCUCUCAAGGCCACCUACGGCCGCCUAACCAAACGAACCGCACGGCUUCUCAACUCUGAUGGAUCAACGUUUCUAACGGAGAAGUCGAAGAUUCCGAAGAGCUGGACCGAGCACUUCAGAAGCGUCCUCAACCGCCAUUCUACAAUCUCCGACGCCGCUAUCGACGGGCUUUCCCAGGUGGAAAUCAACAUGGACCUGGACCUCCCCUUCCAGAAAGCAUUCGCGCCGUGCAACAACUCUCCAAUGGGAUGGCACAGAUUCUGAUGCGACUCCAGCUAAAAUCUGCAAGCACGGCAGCCACUGUCUAAUGGAUCACAUCACAACGCUCUUCUAGGAGAUGUCGCGACAGGGACAGGUCCCUCAGGAUUUCGAGGACGCGAUCAUCGUCCAUCUUCACAAACGCAAAAGAAACGGGUAAGUCUGUGAUAAUCACAGAGCCAUCUCGUUUCCCAACAUCGGUGGGAUGAUUCACGCUCACCUUAUCCUCAAUCGUCUCAACGGCCACCUUGAGCAAGGACUGAUGCCGGAAAGUCACUGUGGAUUCCGGCGAAACUACAGGACCACCAACAUGACCUUUGUCGCCCGCCAGUUUCAAGAUUAGCUUCAUGAAAUACGGACCCACCCAUAAACCUCAUUCGUGAAUCUGACGAAAGCCUUCGACACAGUGAAUCAUUAGGGACUGUGGAAAAUCAUGCAGAAGUUAGGCUGUCCAGAGCGAUUCACGCACAUGGCACGUCAGACACACGACGUGAUGAUGGCGCGCGCCACGGACAACGGGGCAAUUUCCGAGGCAUUUGCAAUGACCAAUGGAAUGAGGCGGGGUUGCGUACUCGCUCCUACCAUCUUUGCUCUCAGGAUCUCUACUAUGGUGGUGGACGCCUGACGAGAUGAGCGUCCUGAGAUCCACAUAGUCCAUAGGACUGACGGGCACCUUCUCAACAGCCGAAAAAUGUAUGCCCCGACGCGUCUCUUAACAGCUUUUAUCCACAAUCUGCCCUCAUCGACGAUUGCUCACCCAGCACUACGACUGAGAAAGACACACAGCGGAACAUGGACCUCUUUGCCGCCCGGCACGCUCUAAGCCGCCUCAGUUUCGCCUAUCGCCGACACCCACCAGAAUUCAACUCUGGCCCCCGCGAUUUCGAACCCUCACCUCCUCCGCCAGCGUCGAGUUUUGCUGUUCUUGAUGUCAUCUUCUUAUUUCGAUCCCAAGCGGUCUGUCAGCGCUCUUGGCGGAACCAUCUGAAUUCGCCAUCUACUAGUAGUUUGGUCGUAUAUCCCUUGUCCCCUCCUCAGCUGGACUCUGAGCGGAAAGUGACCGAUCGCGUCUGGGCACCUCUCGUCUAGCCACCUUGACGUAAAUAGCCUCAUCCGGCAUACGAAUUCUGCCUUCUUGAUGUUCGUCUCGAACCUAGUAUUCAAUACCGCAUGCAGGCCAGUGCUGUCUGACCCACAUACUUGCCCCUUCACGAAAUCCGGUACUUUUUGCCACAUAAAGACCGGUCUUACCCAGUUUUUCGCCGUUCAUCAGCGACAGUUAUUUUCUCCUAUAAUGUUUAACCAGUCAUAUUCAUUUUGUUAACUUGACAGGAGUUUUUUCACUGUUCGCUCAUCAUUCUUCAUAAAGGACUACUUGUUCAAUAACUAUGAAGUAAGAAGCGUACAGAUUCUGUCUACCUGUUCUAAAAUUAAUGCAAAAUUUAUUCUCACAUGCUAUGACCGGACUACCACAGGCCCUGUAUAAAGACUAUUUAUUUUAUUUAUUUAUUUACUUCUGGCUGACCAUAAAUACAGACAGAACGGUAGUCAUGCGCUAACCGUCACUCAACACGGAAUACAACUCUCCUCAAAUCAAUGUCAACAGCAGUCAACUAAAACCGUCAAUAACUUUGCCUGUCUGGAAAGCAAACUCUCGUGCAACAAAGCAUAGGCGACGAUGUUGCCCGUCGGCUCUCCAAAGCCAGCCGGGCCUUCGGCCGAUUGCAAGCCUCCAUGUGAAAUCGCCACGGCCUUCAACUGAAACCGAACUGAAGAUUAGAAGGCCGUCGUCCUGACAACCCAUCUGCACGAUGCGGAAACCUGGACCGUCUACUUCAACCAUGUCAGGAAGUAAAAUCACUUCCAUAUCAGCUUUCCUCGCAGAAUACUAAAGCUCGGAUGGCAAGACAGGAUCCCGGAAAUGAAAGUCCUAGAAAGAGCCUGAUUCCUCCGAAUCCACGUCAUACUGAGACGACGCAAUUAUGCUGGAACGACCGUAUUGUGGGAGGAAGGAUACACUUCUACCAAAACAACCCAUCUAUGAUGAUUCCGUCAUAUGUACUCGCCGACCGGGAGGGCAAAAACGGUGCUACAAAAGACCUUUGAAAAGCUCUCAGAGGUGAAGAUCAGCACAGCCAUCUAAGAAGAAAACCGGAUCAUCAACGCCAAAGCCAAGAGGGCUGCUUGCAAUUCUUAGGCACCAACGAUUCGCGACACCGCCACUCAACCCCACCCAACAUGCCCGCGCUGUCAACGGACAUUCCGCACGCGGACCGGUCUCGUCGACCAUCCUCUAACCCAACACACUAACCGCCUGUUAACGCCAACAUGUCCUCCUACAUACAACCGUACCAUCAAUCCUGCAGCAAAUCCCGCUACGGCGACAAUCACUGUCACCAACAAUCACACUGUCACUGCCCCGCCGCCACUAAUCACCGACAUCACUCACCCUGUUCAGACCCCUGCGUCUAUCACAGCGGCCAGCUCAGCCAACAACACGAUAUCUCUCACUCUUCACACCGAUGAGACGACACCCAACGUCCUGUCAUCUGCUAUCAUUGCCAUCAACACCCAUACCUCCUGCGUUGUGGAUUCGGACCGAAUCUGUCCUGAUUGCAAUCGCACAUUUACUUCAUACAUCGACCUAUUCGGUUACUUGCGAGUCCAUCCCACAGGGAAUGGAAAACCAGUACCUGGUGCACCAGCAUACACUCGCCGCAUUUACCUUCACUACCCACACAUAUUCAUUCAUCGCAUAGGUUUAUUUGGCCACAUGCGUCUCCACGAGAGCGGACAUAGCCGCAGUAUUGACACAUCUUUCACACUCACUAUACCUAGUCCAAUCAACGUGCCAUCGCCCAGCACACCCCCCACUAGUACCUCCACCACCACUCUCACCAAUUAA